Messenger RNA from Caenorhabditis angaria, 2329 nucleotides. Lineage: Eukaryota; Metazoa; Nematoda; Chromadorea; Rhabditida; Rhabditidae. The record is from the annotation of a GenBank genome assembly.
AUGCGCAACUUUCGAUUCUACCUUCUCGCCAUCGCCACUCUUUCCAUGACCUUCGUCUACAGUAAUCGAGUCGUCUUUGGGUUUACCGUAAUUUGUCAGCAAGGCGGAAAUGAUACCGGUGCAUUCAUUGAAGUUGAUCCCGAGUACUAUCUGAUGGACACGUUGAAUUUGGCAUGGAUGUUUACAGCGACGGCGAUUGGAAUGUGUGUGGGGCCGUUGCCUUUUUAUCUUUCACACUUUUUGAGCAAUCGAGUGCUGAUUUUUGCGUAUGGUUUGAUGUCGGCACUUAGUUCGUUACUAUAUCCAUUAGCUGAUAGUUUGGGAUUUUGGCCGGCUUUGGUUUGCCGAUUUUUUGCUGUGAGUUUGGAACAGGAAUGGAUCUUGGGUAGAUUCGGAUUCGGAAAAUUCUGGGAAUUUCAGGAAUUUUUUUUCAGUGCUCCUUGAAGGUUUUCUAGAACUUUCAAAAACACCGAGAUGUAUUUUUGUCAAAAGAAAAAGGUUAAAUUAACUUUAAACAAUUUUUUUUAUUUGGGAAAAAAGGUGAUUUUUUCAAAAUUCACAGGAAAUUUAGACCUAAAAUUGAUCAAUAAGAUUCAAGUCGAAAAAAAAUUUUUUGUAAAAAAAAUUUUUUUAAAUUUUUUUUUUCGAAUUUAAUCAUUUGAAGUUAUAGUUUAUUAUAAACUUUAAACAAUUUUUUCUGACAAUCUUGUGAGGAAAAAAAUGAUUUUUUUCGAAAUUUACAGGAAAUUGAGCCCUAAAAUUCAUUAAUUUUUAAAUAAUUUAAAAAAAAAUUUUCCUGAUUUCGCUAGUUAACCAAGAAGUCAUCAUAGCUCCAUCUAAAAAUAAUUUUUGGGAGAAAUAAUGUUUCAGAUUUUGAUCAGCAUAGUCGAUUUACUAAAAGUACACUAAUAAAAAAUAGUUUUUCGAAAAAAAAUUUUUUUUUUUUUGAUGAAAAAAAAAAUGAUUUUUGGGUAAAUCGACCACGCUGAUCAUUAUCUGAUACUCAGUUUUUCACAAAAAAAAUCAUCGGAGGUAGAGUUAUGCUAACUUUUUAGAGUCCAGAAAUUGGCUCAGAAGUCCUUUUAAAAAAUUUUAGGGUGUUCUUAUGACUCCGGAAGCUGUCUAUGGACAAAAUUUCAUUAAGAUUUGAAGUGUUGAGUAAAAAAAGUUCAACAUUCCAAAACCCGUGUUUCCAGGGUUUCGCACAAGCCAGUCAACUCCAUUUCACCAACGAUUUUGUUCUCCGCUGGACUCCGCACGCCGAAUCCGCCUUCUUCUUCUCAAUAAUGCUUGCUACUUCACAAUUCGGCCCACUUUUCACAAUGAUUCUUGGCGGUGAAAUGUGUUCGUCCUCAUUUUUCGGCUGGCAAUCCACGUAUUAUGUAUUGGGAUUUCUGACAUUUGUGUUCAGCUCAUUGUUCGCCUAUUUGUAUAGCGAUUCUGUGCAGAAUAAUAAGUAAGUUCAAGAAAAAUUGUGGAAGAGAAAAAGCCUUUGGUUUUCUCUUCCACGGUCAAACAAUAGAUGUUUUGUAGAUUUCUCGAAGAAGACGAGAAAAAAUACAUUCUUGCUGGCAAACAUGACACCCAUAAGAAAGAAAAUGUUCCUUAUAAAUCACUCCUAAGCGACUUGACAGUUUGGAUAAGUUUGAUAAUGUUCACCGGAUACUACCUAGCAAUGAUAGUCUAUCAAUCCUAUUCUCCGAUCUUCAUCAAACAAGUUCUACACUUCACAAUUCGACAGACUGGAUAUUUUUCAGCGAUUCCUCAGUUAAUCGCGAUUUUCAUCAAGAUUGUUGGGGGAAAAUUAUUAGAUCAUAAUUUCGGGUGUAGCGAUAAGGUCAAGCUGACAGUUCCGCUGAUUGUGUUGGAGGCGUUCAGUGCUUUGUCAUUGUUUUUCACGGGAUUUUUGGAUAAUCGAGUGCUGGCGUUGUUUUUUAUGAUGUUGUUUGCAUCGUUGCACUUUUUUGUGCCGGUUAUUUGCAGCAGAGCUAUUCAAAUUGUAAGCACUUUGAUUUAUUUUUCUACCUAAAAACAAUUUUUCUCUUCUCACUUUUUCCAGCGAGCAGUUCAACACGCUCAUUUCGCUCUAAACGUUCUGAUGGUCGUCGCCGGAAUUGCUCAAAUCUUAAUCCCAUUAGGAGUUCAAGCAGUAGUUCCAACAAAUUCGCGAGAUGAAUGGUCACGAGUGUUCUAUUUCCUGGCUGUAAGUGUUGUUGCAACAACAAUCGCUUUCACAUUUUUGGCAAAAGCUUUGCCAGCGAGUUGGACGAAACAAAAAGCGAAAAAUGAAUAUACGAUUUAUCGAUUGUCUUCUGAACAACCUUCAUAA